This is a messenger RNA of Triticum aestivum (bread wheat), 1183 nucleotides long. RefSeq names its product ethylene-responsive transcription factor 12. The transcript has a single exon. Lineage: Eukaryota; Viridiplantae; Streptophyta; Magnoliopsida; Poales; Poaceae. Gene Ontology annotation, biological process: regulation of DNA-templated transcription. The record is from RefSeq and is a predicted model, not a curated record. The coding region runs from base 440 to 994 and encodes 184 amino acids. Gene Ontology annotation, molecular function: DNA-binding transcription factor activity; DNA binding.
UGCGUCACGGCGGCAGGAGGCUGGCAGUGCAGUGCAGGGCGGCAGGGCCCCGCGCAGCGUCAAAUCGCGCGGCGGCUGAGGCGGAGGCGCCGCACGAGGCCCGGUCAGCGACAGCCUCCCUCCCUCAAACCCCCCGAGGCCUACCCUACCCGCGGUGCCCAGAGGCCUACACCGCUAGCGCCACUGUGCCUCCCCACUUCACGAGGCGCGCCAUAGCCAUGCCAUAGCAUAGAGUAGUAGGCAGCGAGGGUCCGUCCCUGUGGGAGAGGAGAGCCAGUGAGAGUGACCACGCUCAAGCUGCGAGCGUGCGUGCCCAUCCCGGCCUCCUGCCCUGCCGCUCCGUAUAAGAGCUACCACUCGCCAGCCAGGGUUCUUCAGAGAAACUCCACCGCACUCGCCAACCAUACUGUGAAGUGAGCAAGAGAGAGGGAGAGGCGCCAUGCAAAUGCUGCCGGAGGCGAGGGGGCACCGGAGCAGCAGCGUCGGAGGCGGAGGUGCCGGGGCGGGAGGGAGGGCGGACGCGCAUGCGCAGGGGCACUACCGCGGGGUGCGGAAGCGGCCGUGGGGCCGGUACGCGGCGGAGAUCCGCGACCCGUGGAAGAAGACGCGGGUGUGGCUCGGCACCUACGACACCGCCGUCGACGCGGCGCUCGCCUACGACCGCGCCGCCGUCGCGCUGCGCGGGCCCAAGGCCAGGACCAACUUCUCCAGCGGCCACCUCGCCCCGCACCAGCACCAGCAGCAGGCGUGCCUGCCUCCCCGGCCGCCGGCGCGGCCCUUCGGCGGCCGCCUCGACGUCGCCCACCCGUCCCCCUGGCACUUCGUCUACUUCCCGUCCAGGCUGCAGGAGCUCCUCGCGCAGCCGCUGCCGGCGCAUGGUGCGAGGGACGCCGCCCCGUCGCCGCCGUCCACGGUGCUGGAGCUCCGGACGGGGCCCAGCAGCUGCCCCCAGUUCGACCUCAACGAGCCGCCGCCGCUCAUGUUUGGGUCGUGAUCUCUUCCGCCGCGCAACGGUGUAGAGCGCCAGCUUCCAAGUGUAGGAUCAUGGUAGGUACUACGUACGUAGUGAGUAGAGGUAAUUUAGCGGGGUGGUGGAGAAGACUCGUCCGUGUGCUGUGUACAUAUACUGCUGCCCAUUUUAGCAAAAUUUCACCUUGUGUCCGCCUUGUUUGGCGUUCGUUUU